GCGGGAAGUUCAGGAAAGCGUUUACUUCAAGGACUGAGCUUUAAACCGGUUUUAUUCAGAUUAGCUGACAUGUAGCAGAUAAACAACCACUGCGGCGGAUUUAUUCAUCGCUGAACCUUCGUCUGAGGAAUAUUAUCACAGCUCUGCAGCCAUGUCCAGCAGCAGCAUGGAGGAGAAGAGCCCCUCUGCAGGCAGGUGUUUCGGGCAGUGUACCUACACAGCUGAUGAGUACCAGGCUGUUCAAAACGCUCUGCGGCAGAGGCUGGGUCCAGAGUACAUCAGUACCAGAGUGGCUGGAGGAGGACAGAGGGUCUGUUAUGUUGAAGGACAUCGAGUCAUCGGUCUGGCUAACGAAAUGUUUGGAUACAACGGAUGGUCUCACUCCAUCUCUCAGCAGAACGUUGACUUUGUCGACCUCGUCAAUGGGAAGUUUUAUGUCGGAGUCAGUGCGUUUAUCAAAGUGCAGCUGAAGGACGGGGCAUUUCACGAGGAUGUGGGCUACGGAGUAAGCGAGGGACUGAAGUCGAAAGCUCUGUCACUGGAAAAAGCGAGAAAGGAAGCUGUGACUGACGGCAUGAAGAGAGCACUGAAGUGCUUUGGUAAUGCCCUUGGAAACUGCAUCCUGGAUAAAGAAUAUCUCCUUGCCAUAAACAAGAUCCCCAAACAGCCUCCUCCUCCUCUCGACCCAGCCCAGACCAAACGCUCCGCGGGGGAGCCUUCAGUGGAGAAGGCCCGGCUCUCCAGUCUGGUCCGAGAGGAAAAGCUUGUAUCUGCGACCCGUCCUGCCUGGGUGCCUCUUGAGCCCAGAGUCCCCCACCAGAACCAGAACUACUCAGACGUUCACACUCCUAAUGCUGGCCUUGCUCCUGACAGGACGAGUGAGAAGAUCAGCACCAGACCUUCCAUGGACCCGGUGGACGCUGACGGGUCUGAAGUGCACACCGACCCCAAACAGCUGAGGAAGCUUCGACAGCAGCAGCUGCAGCAGAAGUUCAGGAAAGAGAUGGAGGAAAAGAUGCAGCAGCAAAAACAAGAUCAGGCAAAGUCUGAGGAGGCGGAGGUUCCUAUUGGUCGAGGAUCCGGUGGAGGUCAUGAAGCUGGACCUGCGAUGAGCAACAGCACUUCGGCCAGACCCAGGAGCAGGGAUGAGUAUUUAGCAGAUGAUCCUGACGCCUGGGACUUCACUCUGGAUGGGAUCGAGGAGCUGGAUGUCCCCACAGGUGCGCCGUCGUCCAGUGGGCUCAGGCCAAGCACGCCUGGGAAUCACCAGAUGCAGACCCGCAGUAAGACCCCGCAGAGACCCCCGUGCAGACCAUCAGACGAGGGCCCAUCACGCAACAGAGGACAGGAAAGGGCUCAGUUCACACCUCAAUACCAGAACCUGUAUCAGGGGCAACCAGGUGACGCCUUCAGUCCGUACAGACAAGGACAGUACAUGAAGAAACGCAGACUGGACACCUGAGAGUUUACGUCCUCAGCACUUUGUAGAAAGAAGCCUCUUUAUUGUAUUUUGUGUUUAUGUUCAUUUUAAUGUGCACAUCAAGCUAAUUUUGCAACUUAUUGCUGCUGUUACAUAAACUAAAUAAGUCAGUUGUAAUAUUUGUAAAGAGUAUUACUAAAAAUGUAUUUGGGGGAAUGCUAGAACAUUUCUGAUCAAAACAUACCAAACUUUAAUAAACAAAACUCUAGGA
Molecule: messenger RNA, 1691 nt
Organism: Paralichthys olivaceus (Japanese flounder)
Lineage: Eukaryota; Metazoa; Chordata; Actinopteri; Pleuronectiformes; Paralichthyidae
Gene: rad52
Product: RAD52 homolog, DNA repair protein
Biological process (GO): DNA recombinase assembly; double-strand break repair via homologous recombination; double-strand break repair via single-strand annealing
Cellular component (GO): nucleus
Source: RefSeq, a predicted model, not a curated record